Molecule: messenger RNA, 1059 nt
Organism: Lonchura striata (white-rumped munia)
Lineage: Eukaryota; Metazoa; Chordata; Aves; Passeriformes; Estrildidae
Source: RefSeq, a predicted model, not a curated record
AUGCCCAUCAUCGCAGCGCUCCAAUCAGAGGCUGCGGAUCGCGGGUACCUCGGAGAACGGCUGCGAGCGCGCCAGGCGGGCAGGAGCCGCCACCACCGCCCUCCUCGCCGCUCACCUGCCCCGUUCCGCUCCUCACCCGCCCCUCCCCGCCCCGCGUCCCCCCGGCGCCGGAGGGAGCCCGGUCCCGCCGGAGCGGUGCCGAGGGGAGAGCACGGCAGCGGCACAGGCUCGGUGAUCGGGACGGGCGGGGGGUCCGUCAGCGCAGGGACAGGACGGGUGGUCAGCCCGGGACGGCCGGACCGGCUUAGGGGGUCGCUCGCUGCCGUCGCUCCUCGCGGGGCGGCGGCCGGGGCGUGGGGAGAGGAGGAGGCUCGCACCCCGCAUCCCGCACCCCGCAUCCCGCCGUGGAGCCCGAGGGGAGAGAGGAGCACCGAGUGCGGCAGCGGCUGCCGGCAUUCGCUGGGGUGGGCAGGCAACCAGAGACAGGAGUCGCACCGGCGGCUGGGAACGGGGAAUCCGCUCCGCGGAAACCUCGGGGUCAGAGAUACCUGGCUCAAAGGGGUUUUGAGGGGAAGGGGAAAUUGAAUGUAGGCGCGUUUUGGUAGUUUUGCUGAAAUAAUCAAGUGCCGAAGGCAGAUCUUAGGCAGAUCAGGUAGAGGGAUGGAUCCCGCUGUUUUGGAUGCCGGCUUGAAUUUUUUGUUUACUUUUCUGUUUUGACCACUGCUAAAUGUGGAUUUUGCGAGCGAACCCGAUGGCGGUUGUUCCAUUGUUCCUUGUUUGAACGUAAAUCUUAGUCUUGCCGCUUGUGGAUUUAUUUAUUUAUUUAUUUAUUUAUUUUUGGAAAGGACCAUUCCAGGUAGCUUUUGCGUCUGACAAAAUGAAGCCUUUGUAUUUUUCAGUCAAUUAUACCUAAUAUUGACAUUCUGUUUGGUGCAAGAGACUUAAAGUGCUGCCUCACUCAGAGGACCAUUAAAGACUUUCUCGGUCUCUACAUGUAGCUGAAUGUGUUACGACACAUCCUUUCUCCCCCACCAAAUCUUCCUAAAGAUUUUUCCAAAA